Messenger RNA from Didymodactylos carnosus, 1029 nucleotides. Lineage: Eukaryota; Metazoa; Rotifera; Eurotatoria; Philodinida; Philodinidae. The record is from the annotation of a GenBank genome assembly.
AUGUUAGUUGAUCAGGGUUUCACGAUUGAAACUGGUCUAAAACGUACUGGUACAACGCAUACGAUCAAAAUAACCAAUCUACAGCGUCCACUUGUUCUUAAAUGUAAAAGUAAUACUAUAAAAGAACUAUGGUUAAAACAAUUGGAGUUACUACGUGAUAGAUGUUCGAUCGCCGGUUUGAGUAAUACUUUAGCACGAAAUCAAUUCGAUUCUUUUGUGCCGACGAGAACCGGUCAGUUAGGAUAUUGGUUUGUGAAUGCUAAAGGUUAUAUGGAAUCAGUAGCUAAAGCCAUCUCGAAUGCAAAAGAGGAAAUAUUUAUCACGGACUGGUGGUUAUCUCCAGAACUGAUGCUCGUGAGACCAUCGGAUAAUCCAUUGCAUCGAUUAGAUAAUCUGCUUGGAAAAAAAGCAGACGAAGGUGUACGAAUAUUUGUAAUGGUUUAUCGUGAAAUGAAGCUAGCCAUGGGUUUAAAUAGUUUACAUACCGAAAGAGUGUUGAAAUCAAAAAAUAAACAGAAUAUUAAGAUAAUUCGUCAUCCUCGUCAUGUUCUUACCAAAGGUAUAGAGUUACUGUGGUCGCAUCAUGAAAAGUGCGUGAUUAUCGAUCAGAAAAUUGCGUUUGUUGGAGGAAUUGAUCUUUGCUUUGGAAGAUGGGACGAUGACAUCAUGCGACUAGUCGAUUUGGGUGAAGACAAUAUACGAACUUUAAAAUCCGCUGAGGAAAUCAAGGCAGAAUCUGAGAAAAAAGAAACGGUGGAAGCAGCAAAAAAAAUCGUUACAAAAAUGGCUGAGGAUGCUGGAGCACAACAAACAGUUAGUUCAAAUGAAAUGCAAACAAAUACGGGUGCAAAAAACAAGUUUGAAUAUGAACAUCCGCUAGAUAGAAAAAAUGCAAUAAAGAAACGUGAACAAGACGACCAGAAGGAACAGCUUCAAGAACAACUGCCACUUCUAAAAAAAUCAACUGCUGAUCAAUAUGAUACUAUUUCUUCAAAAUGCUUUUUAAAUUUAUCAUCACAAUAUAAAUAA